This is a messenger RNA of Durio zibethinus, 1308 nucleotides long. NCBI's taxonomy places the organism in Eukaryota, Viridiplantae, Streptophyta, Magnoliopsida, Malvales, Malvaceae. The record is from RefSeq and is a predicted model, not a curated record.
GAAUUUAAUUUUUCUUACGUAAUCUACAUGUAGUCAACAGACGCGUGCAUCUUGCUUAACAAAUUACAAAAUCGUGUACUUUCUACUUUCUUGGCAAGACCCUGCUUCUUUCAAUGGCCUCUAAGCCCAUCUUCCUCCUUCUCCCCCUCCUGUUUCUCUCGUUCAAACUGCAACGCUCAAGCUCACAAACAUGGAUCAAAGCUGGUUACUGGGACUCUUCUACUAACCUUCCUAUUUCUGGUAUAAAUUCUGCUCUUUUCACUCAUCUUUUUUGCGCUUUUGCUUUUAUAAAUUCUACUUCCUACCAGCUUCAAAUCAACUCCUCAAAUGAACAACCCUUCUCUAACUUCACCAACAUUCUAAAACUAAAAAAUCCAUCGAUUACUACACUUUUAUCCAUUUUGGUUGGAAAAAGUGAGUCGACAAACUUUUCUUUGAUGAUUAAUCAAACUUCCAAUAGAAAAUCUUUCAUUGAAUCUUCCGUAAAAACAGCCAGGCUUUAUGGCUUUCAUGGCCUGGACCUUUGUGGGGUUGUGCCUAAAAAUAGCACCAACAUGACCAGUUUGGGAGCUUUUUUGGAUGAGUGGCGAGCUGAGGUAGCUUCUGAGUCAAGAAACUCUGGUAAGACACAGUUGCUGUUAACUAUGUCGGCUCAAAGCAUGCCAAUUGUCAACUCAGUGAGUUAUCCUAUUGAUUCUACAAAGAAAAACCUGGAUUGGGUAAAUAUUAUAGCAUAUGACUACUAUGUGCCAACAGUUGACAGCUUUACUGGUGUUCAUGCAGCUUUAUAUGGGCCGUUGAGCAGGACUAACACUGAUGAUGUUAUAAAGGAAUGGUUACAGAGAGGAUUUUCCGCUGACAAGCUAGUUUUAGGUUUGCCUUACCAUGGCUUUGCAUGGACACUUGUUAAAUCCGGUGACAAUGACAUUGGUUCACGAGCUUCAGGGCCGGCUUUCACAAUUGAUGGUUCAAUGGGCUUUAAGUCAAUCAAAUCAUUCAUUCAAAAUUACGGUUAUGGCGUUGAAUCUGUGUAUAAUUCUACUUAUGUGGUCAAUUUUUGCAAAAUUGGAUCGAUUUGGAUCAAUUUUGAUGAUGUGGAAGCCAUUAAAGCUAAGGUUUCUUAUGCAAAGGCGAAGGGGCUACUCGGUUACAGUGCCUUUCAACUAUCCAAUGACGAUAAUUGGGUGCUUUCUAAAGCUGAAAAAAGCUAUUGACUUGGGCCUUUCAAUGUUCACAGCUUAUGGAAUAGGCACCAGUCACCGGACAAAGCAUCAAUUAUUGGUUAUUGUUCUGGUUAUAAUUGCAGCA